This is a messenger RNA of Centropristis striata (black sea bass), 2731 nucleotides long. It is a transcript of the gene lima1a, whose product is annotated as LIM domain and actin binding 1a. Lineage: Eukaryota; Metazoa; Chordata; Actinopteri; Perciformes; Serranidae. Gene Ontology annotation, molecular function: actin filament binding. The transcript has 9 exons. Bases 426 to 2141 code for a protein of 571 amino acids. Gene Ontology annotation, biological process: actin filament bundle assembly. Gene Ontology annotation, cellular component: actin cytoskeleton; plasma membrane. The record is from RefSeq and is a predicted model, not a curated record.
CACAUCUGGGACAGCUCAUAGACGGCCAGCAGACACAUUCAGCACACACACACACACACACACACACAUUUACGAAACGCACAUCGCCAACUGGACAGCCGGCUCUUCAGCGUCUCUAUCAGGUUGCUGAACCUCUUCCCUCCACGCUGCGCAGCGGGAAUCUGAGUGUUUUAAAGAAACGCUGGGAACAUCAACAACAGCAGCAGCAGCAGCCAUCCGGCCAAAGAGCCCAACCUCGAGCCUGGAGCCCUGCCGCCUCUCACACCCACAUCAGUCACCCAGCAGGCCCCAAUCCUGCACCCACAUCACACAUCGAGAACCAGCCAAAAACCCCGAACACCACCACACAGAACCAGGACACCGAGCCGGAGACACAGCUUCACUGUGAGACGAGCUCCGACCAGCUGCAGACCGACCUGACCGACAUGGAGGAGAAGCCCAGCAGAGAGUCAGAGGGAGCGGAGGGAGCAGCAGCAGCUGAAGUACCGGACUGUGAGAAGCCCAGUGUCCCCCUUAACAGCCUCAAGAUGAUGUUUGAGAAGGGAGAGAACCUGACCGACAAGGUGUCCAGAGAGCAACAAGGGAGCAGCGGUAACACUGCCAACAUGGAGCAGCUACUAGGAGAUGGAAGUCUUGCAGAGUCGACUCCUCUCCGGGACCGGAUGGCCCUUUACCAAGCUGCAAUCUCCAAACAGGAAGUCACUCCCAUCUCGGUCAAUAGCGAUCAGAACGACAGUUUCUGUGGGAAGCAGAAGGAGAACGUUCCUCCGUGCUCUCUGGACCUGAGUCAGGAGUGUGAAGCGAACAGCAGGAAAGCUUUUACCUCGGAGAGCAACGGCUCCACUACUGGAACUCCUCCGCCGUCCAAUCAGAGAGACUCGUCUCAGGCCAAGACGCCCAAAGGCUUCCGCCUGCCUGCCAGGGAGACGUGUGUGUCGUGUCAGAAGACGGUGUAUCCUCUGGAGAGGCUGGUGGCCAAUCAGCACGUUUAUCACAGCUCCUGCUUCCGCUGCUCGCACUGCAACAGCAAACUCAGUUUGGUGAACUACGCCUCUCUGCACAACAACGUCUACUGCAAGCCGCACUUCUGCCAGCUCUUCAAGGCCAAAGGCAACUACGACGAGGGCUUCGGCCACCGGCCCCACAAAGAGCUUUGGGAGGGCAAAGGGGACAGUGGCGAGACGUCCCCGCAGUCCAACACCAAGCCAAAGACCCAGAGCCCGGCCCCGUCCCCAGCCCCGGCCCUGACCCCGGCCUCGGACCUGGACAGCCCCACGGUGGAGGACUCCCCUCUGGCUAAAGUCAACGUGCUGAUGGCCACCAUGGAGGCUCUGGGACAGGGAUCGGCAGAGAAGUCCGACAGACCCACGGAGACCCGCAGGCUGAAGAUCUCCUGGCCGCCACGGACGGAGGUGGAGGACACAGCCGCGGCGUCACCACCCUGUGGUGACGCCGCGGCUGUGGAGGAGGGGUCCGCCAGCAAGCCCAUCCGAGCCAAGUGGCCCCCGGAGGACGAGUCCCCCUCCUCGCCUUUGGAGCAGGCGAGAGAGACGCCCUGCCUGCGCCGCACCUCCUCCCUAAAGGAGCGCAGCAUGCCCUUCACGCUGGCCGAACAACCUCCUGCUGCCGAGCCCAGGAAACAGACUCCGCCUCCUCCAGCGCUCAGUCCUGAACCCUCCGGCAUGGAGCUGCAGCACGGAGGACAGUCCACCGACAGCCAGACGCCCACCGAGGACAGCUGUGUGGACGUCCACACCAGCUCCGGAGAGGAGGAGGAGGCUGAAAACAUGGCGGAGCAUCAUCUCAAGGAGGAGGACGCCGCCCCAGAACAACCUCAGGAGGAGGAAGAGGAGGAGGAGCUGAUGGAGGAGGACGGAGGCGUGCUGGAGGAGGAGAUGCCACCUCUGAAACAGGAGGAGACGCCGACGGAUAUCUCGUCUCCUGACGGCGAGGUGGAGGCCAGCCGGUCGUCUCAGGACGUGGGCUUCUGGGACAGCGAGGAGGUGGAUGAGAAGGAGGAGGAGCAGCAGCAGCAGCAGGGGGAGGGGGAAGAGGAGGAGCAGGAGGAGUCUCUGACGGUGGAGGAGAUGAUCAAACGGAACCGAUACUACGAGGACGAAGAGGAAGAAGAGGACGUCUGAUCGGACUUCUCUGCCAUUCCUUCUUUAGACGUUUUCUUCUUCUCUGGUUGCUGCGUGUCUCUAGUGUGAACUCUACUGAACUCUUUGUGCCUCUUUCUGAAACCUUUAAAGCCAUUCCUUCAGAUAGUUUUUACAAAACCGUGGUCUGUUUUUAAACGUACGCCGUGUAAUGGAUACUUUUAGCACAGAAACGUCCAUAGAGAAUUAUUUUUGUGUACUUUUUGUAAUUUUCUAUUUUCAUUGAACGCCUCUGAAUCUGGAUUGAAACUGCUGUUUUAAGUACAAACGAUCUUAUUAUUGUACUGAUGUGGGAUUAUUCCAGCUCCGUUUUAGAAAAGAAAGCCCAGCACUUUGACCUGUUAUCACUUUCUUCUUCUUCUUCGUUAGUUUUUUUUUCUGUGGAGAAACAUCACUUUCUUUUCUUUCCAGUUGCCAUUCUGUAUGUACAUGUUAAACCUAAAAAAAACAUUUCUAUGUUUUCCAAUUUCAAGAGUUAUGACUGGAUCUGAAUAAUGUUGUACUGUUGUUUUUAAAACCAGGGGACCAAAUAUCCUAGAUUACUACUGUUUAAUAAAUCAUUAUAUACAAAA